AAAACACAUGUUCAGAACAUUUUUUCUUUUAAAUUUUAACGAGAUUUGCAUCCUCUUUCGUUUUUCCAGUUUUCCCCUCGUCGAGAAAAACGGGGCUUCUCGAUCUCAAGCCCUUGUCAUUCUGUUCUUCCUCCACUCAGCAACCCUCUCCUCUCUCUCCACCAAACACCGGCGACCAUCUAUCUCCCUCUCUCCGGUGCCCCGGUCUCUCUCCGUCCGGCGAAUGCUGGUGGCGCUCUCACUCUCUGGCGAACGUUUAUCUCACUCUCUAUCCGGCGAGCCCAGAUAAAGACACGAUCAGGCUUAUGCUUUGCCUCUUGAUAGGCUCAACUCCUUGCUUCGUCUCAUCACCUUUUUAACAACAUUGUUGAAAAGAAGGGCAACACAAGAGGGUGACGACCACCUUUGAUGGCGGAUCGAACAAGGAAGUUGGGGAUCAACGACAUAAUCUCUUUUGCUGAUGAUCUCAUUGGCAUCCUUAAAUCUCGGAGAGAUGUCGAAGACCUCGCCCACGUCUUUGAUUCCAUCGCCGAGCUCCAGUCUUCCUGUAGCAGGGACAAUUUUGAGUCCUCGAUCAACAUGGAAGAUGUUAAACAAAAGAUUGACACAUGCAGACAGAAGAUAGAUGGCCAGAAAGAAACCAUUGCAGAAGAUGAACUAAAGCAUCUUCAAAAUAAACUAGAGAGUGAACUGCAACAAGAGCAAGAACUCCACCAGAAACUCAGAAAAAUUAUGGAGCAGAUAGAUGAUUUUGAAAGUAAAAAGGUCUAUAUCGAAGAACGCAAGAAAGAUUUGAUGAGUGUGAACAAGGAAGACUCUCGAGCUCAGACCAUAUUUGCAACAAUAUUGCAUACUUGUGCUUUGAUAUUGGCGUUGGCAAUUUACCAAACUACCGAAAGAAUACCCAUCUUUAGGGCCCUAUUCAUUGAAGAACACAAGAAGAUAAUGACUGUGAAAGAAGGAAAGACAAGAAUCUCAUUAAGCACUUGGAAGCAGGCAAUGCUUGGUUACUAGUUUGGCAUUUGUCAUAUUUUAGCUGGCAGAAUUUGUCUCAUGAGUUUCAAAGAGAGAAUACGUCGACAUUGACUUCUAGUAUUUCUCAUGCAUCUGAUUUUUGCACCAGUAAAAUAUGCAUAAACAGUAGAGAAACAAACUGACACACACACACACACACAGGCACAUGCUUCACAUAUAGUGGAAAACACAUUGGGUCAGGUAAUGGAAUAAGGAUUUGAUUGAAAUAUUUCAGCAGUUUGCUGCAAAUGUGAGUGCAUUGGUUGAUAACUUGAUAUGCAUGUACAGAUAUGCAACAGCUAAUGCAUUACCCUUCUCAUUCAGGGUCCUUUGGGGUGACCAAUGUGGGGCUGAAUAAUGCUUGGGUGUGUUCAUUGUGUUAGAUUAUUUAUCAUUGUUUAGUAAUAAUCCUUCCCUUGUUAGUUGAAGUCUAAAUUUUUCUUGUACUAAGUUCUUUUAUUCGUCUUCUCCAUUUCCUUGACCAGGUUGGACCCAUCCCUGAAGUUGUUGACCUUGUUCUAUUUGACAAAAGCUGUUUCCCUUACACAAAAGGCGCUUUACUUUUGCAUCAUGAUAGAUUUGGAAAUAAAUGGAAAGGGAGCAUUUUUGAGAAAUAAUAACGACAGUUUUUUUUUUUACUUCUUAACCAACCCAGAUUGGUCACUAACCUCCUCUGCUUGGAUGGUAGUGGAGAGAAGGAUACGAGAGGGAGAGCGUUUUUUUUCUAAUUGUUAAUUAACCUAGAUCAGUGACUAAAUUUGGAGGAAAUCAAACAAUGGGAUGAACAUUCUUAGCAUCCGAAAAGGUGAGGAUCAAGCAGUGGGAUGAACAUGUCUUAGCAGCCGAAAAGGUGAGAAUGAGUUUGGAGAACAAGAAAAUGAUGAGAGUUUUGGGAAGGAAGUUGCUAAUAAGGGACUCUUAAAGAAAAGAUAAAUUUGUUAGUCAUUAGGUCAUAUUGUGGUCCAUGAUUUCUUUUGUCAAGUCAUACGCUUGCGGUUUAGUUUGUAUUUUAUUAUUCCAUAGUGAUUAUGAAUCACCCCAAAGGUAAUUUUGCUGAUGAUUUGACAGAAUAACAUCUAAGUUUCUAACUAAACUUCCCUA
Messenger RNA from Nymphaea colorata (pocket water lily), 2115 nucleotides. Its product is annotated as kinetochore protein SPC24 homolog. Gene Ontology annotation, biological process: regulation of chromosome segregation. The transcript has 5 exons. The record is from RefSeq and is a predicted model, not a curated record. Bases 409 to 1014 code for a protein of 201 amino acids. NCBI's taxonomy places the organism in Eukaryota, Viridiplantae, Streptophyta, Magnoliopsida, Nymphaeales, Nymphaeaceae.